Messenger RNA from Penicillium angulare, 534 nucleotides. RefSeq names its product NADAR family protein. The transcript has 2 exons. The record is from RefSeq and is a predicted model, not a curated record. The coding region runs from base 1 to 534 and encodes 177 amino acids. NCBI's taxonomy places the organism in Eukaryota, Fungi, Ascomycota, Eurotiomycetes, Eurotiales, Aspergillaceae.
AUGUCCACAUCACCAGACACCAGUAAUCCGGUCUAUUUCUGGAAGCCAGAAGGCGAGACCGGAUAUUUAGGACAAUGGUGGCCAUCUUCAUUUUCAUGGGAACACGGCGGCGAGACAUUCAACUAUGCCAAUGCAGAGCAAUAUAUGAUGCAUCGCAAAGCUCUCCUAUUUGCUGGGCCAGACCAUCGAAUUAGCCAAGAGAUCCAGCAAGGCUGGAAGAUACAUCCGAGGGAGAUUCGUAACCUAGGUCGAAAGAUCCCCAACUUCGCAGACAAAAAGUGGAAGGCGAAUCGAUUCAUGAUUGUUGCCGAGGGAAGUUAUCUCAAAUUCUCACAAAAUGAUUAUCUCAAAGAGAAUCUGCUUGCUACUGGCGAUCGUGAGUUGGUGGAGGCUAGUCCUCGAGAUCGGAUUUGGGGCGUGGGGUUUGAAGCAGCAAAUGCAGAGGCGAAUCGUGGUAAAUGGGGAUUAAAUUUGUUAGGUCAGGCGCUGAUGAAGACUAGGGAGAGGCUGUUGGAAGAGGAAGGAAAGAAUUAA